AUGACAAAAUUAAAUUUCAAAAGUGGCAAAUCUGAUGGAUUGAAUGAGCAACAACAGACAAAUGGUAGUGAUAAUGAUAAAGCCACCAUAGAGAACUCCGAAAAUAAUAAAAGUAAUGAGCAGUCGAAAAAACAUUUGGAGGAUGUGCUUACUACGCUGGGAUUAAAUUUGAAACAGGAUGACACGGGGACAAAUAUCGGUUUCAGUUGUAUUGGUAUGGAUUGGUCAUUCAUGCUACAAGUUGCUAAUGCACAAGCAACAUUAUCCAUUAUUCAGCUACUCAUAGUAUGUUUGACGAGUUCAAUGUUUCUAACCGGUUAUCGUUUCAUAUCUUCUGCAUGGGCAACUUAUUUGCUUUCUUGCGCUUAUAUUGGAAUAAGAGCUGGACGAUGGCAAAAUUAUUCACAUGCAAUUGCUUAUUGUGGGAUGUGUACAUUCCAGUCAUUCGUCUAUAUGUCAACAAUGUGUUGGUUCUUCUAUUCUCUGUACACAUUAAAUUCGAGCACUCAAUCUUAUGAAUUCAUUCAUAGUGCGACACCAGAUGCAGCAUUAGUAUUUGCUUUGGGUGAGGUUGUCUGUAUUAUGGGUACCGUUCUUACUGGUAUUUUUGGGCUAAUUUGUUGUUGCCGGGGAUUUGGACGACUACUUCAUGCACAAGAGAAAAUGAUAUUGGAUUAUCAAAAUGUUCUCAUUGGUGCGUAUGAUAAUGCACGUCGACUAAAUAUUGUUUAA
Brugia malayi is the source of this 732-nucleotide messenger RNA. RefSeq lists its product as uncharacterized. Lineage: Eukaryota; Metazoa; Nematoda; Chromadorea; Rhabditida; Onchocercidae. Bases 1 to 732 code for a protein of 243 amino acids. The transcript is spliced from 6 exons. The record is from RefSeq and is a predicted model, not a curated record.